This is a messenger RNA of Teleopsis dalmanni, 309 nucleotides long. Its product is annotated as GATA zinc finger domain-containing protein 18-like. The record is from RefSeq and is a predicted model, not a curated record. The coding region runs from base 31 to 309 and encodes 92 amino acids. Lineage: Eukaryota; Metazoa; Arthropoda; Insecta; Diptera; Diopsidae. The transcript has 3 exons.
UCUUUCAGCCGUAAAUUAAGGGCCACAAACAUGAAAAAGGCCAAACGAUGGCUUCUACCGAUAGCAGCUUUGUUGGCGGUGUUAGUCACAGAAACCGACGCAGUGGCACCGUUUAAAAAGGUUUCCAUUGGUACAACAACAACAACGACAUCGACUACGACUACAACCACAACAGAAGCGCCAGCAAUUGAAAGUGAUGAUGGAAAGGCCAACAAUUCAUCAACACCAACCAAGAAUUCAAAACUGACGGGAAUACCACAAAUUGAUUACAUAUGGGAUCCAAAUUUACCACGUGAAUUAAGAGGGUAA